Trypanosoma grayi is the source of this 2523-nucleotide messenger RNA. RefSeq names its product oxidoreductase-like protein. The transcript has a single exon. The coding region runs from base 1 to 2523 and encodes 840 amino acids. The record is from RefSeq and is a predicted model, not a curated record. Lineage: Eukaryota; Euglenozoa; Kinetoplastea; Trypanosomatida; Trypanosomatidae.
AUGAAUCGUGGUGCCGAGGAGGAGGAGGAGGAAGAAGAGACCACGACCACUGGCGUGGAGAAGCCAAGCACAAUGACGCUGGCGGAGCACGAGGCGCGCUGGGGAUUCACCCUUGACGAGCUGCAGGUGGCCACCAAGGUGGUCCGCACUCUCUUCCACAAUCCGUCGCUCUUUGUCGGCGAUUCAUACCUCUACGAAAGCCGCCUGUACACCAUGAUCACGCGCGACCGCAAGACGAAGCGUGAGAACCGCGAUGUGUACAAGGCAAUCAUGAACGAGGAGAAGAGCCGCCGGAAACGAUUCAAGCGCAUGCAGGACAUUGAAGCCAUCCGUCGCACAGAAAUGAAGCGUGAGCGGGAGGAAGCGCUCAGUGCACUCCUGCUGCCGCCUUCGUCGUCAGCGGGAGCAGAAGAAGACGCCACGGAGCCACUGCUCCUCUGUGAUCGCGUGGACGACAAUGGAGAUGCCACUGUAAAAGACGCCGAAAAUGGGGCGGACGAUUCUGGCAGCCUCUCCGCCAGCGACCGGCAGAUCGCUGCGUUGAUUGGCGCCUUCGAGAACGUCAUCCGUCUCGAGGAGGCGUACGCCGGGGAUUUGAAUUGGCUCGCCAUUUCUCAGCUCGUGGCGCAGGUAUACCGCUACAUGCCGCACGCCUUUGGCUCACAGUUGCCGCCCGCAUUGCUGCACGGCACCGUCCCCGCAGGGACAACGCGCAAGGAGCGGGAGAGGUUCACAGCGGUGGUGAAGCUCCGCAUUGCACAGCGCUGUGCCGAGUUGAUUGCGUGUGAGGCACCUGACGUCGACAACAACGACGAUAACAACAACAACAACAACGGAGACAAGGAAGAUGGUGGCAGCGUUAACGCCGGAUUCCUUCUUGGGAGUGAAGACGUGUUUGUGCCAGACUCCACACCGAUGCGGAGUGUGCCACUUCUGCGGCGUUGUGGAGACCUGAGGUCUGCGUCGCCUGAGGUGAAGCACGCCCUGCAGCAUGUCACACCAGCGGCAGAUGCCCUUCGAACGCUCGAGCUUGUGCUUGUGGAUGGGAUUGCUGACACGCGGUUUGUCUCCUGUGAAGCAAAUGAUGGGCCUGUGUGUUCGGCGGAGGCAUCACUCAACCUUUUUAUUGCCCGAAGAUUGUACGCGAGACGUCGGUUUCGCGAAUGGGGUGAGUCUCCCUUUGUGUUGCAGACCCGUCCGCCGGUGUCAGAAGACGAGGAGCCCGACACCUACUGUGUUUUCGAUGAUGCGCAGUUCUACACGGCGGGCCACACCAUCCCGCGUGAUGACGUGCUGCAGCUGAAUCGUUGGCUUGGGUGCCACACCUGCCGGGUGCGGUACAACAAGCUGCAUCCGUAUUACUACAGUCUCUGUCACCUCUGCGGGGAGUACAACUUCAACAAGAGGCUGCUGACGCGGGACCUGCGUGGCAAAGUCGUGUUACUCACCGGGUGCCGAAUCAAAAUUGGCUUUGCGAUGGCUCUAUCUUUACUGCGGUGCGGCGCACGACUGUUGGGCACCACCCGUUUUGCCCAUGAAGCGUUGGCGCGCUUCCAACAGGAGUCCGACUACGCAGAGUGGAAGGAUCGCCUACAUCUCUUCUCCCUUGACCUCCGUGAUAUGUGGGUGGUGACGCAGUUCUGCGCCUUCGUGACGCAGCAAUUUCCAAAACUCUUCGCGAUUAUCAACAACGCCGCACAGACAAUUGCGCGUACACGGGAGUACACUGCCCGCGUGCGGCAUGUUGAGGCCCACCCGCCGCAGGACCUCCACUGCCGCCUCUACGACGAUGCAGCCACACGGGAGUGGCACCAGUUCUUCCUCUCCCACUCCUCCGUGACGAUUGGGGAGCCUCUCCGCAUGGAAUACCACCCACACGAGCAGCCGUUCCUCGACGACGCAGGCGGUGACGGCAGUGAUGGAAAGGGAGAACCGCGUGGGCUGAUCACUGCUUCCGCGGCCACUGCCAUCGCUGUUGGCACUCGGGCUCUUGGAUUUGACCGAUACGAUACCCUCGCGGAGGAAAGCGAUCACCGCGAGACAAAUUCAUGGGUCAUGCGGCUGGCGGAGGUGCAGGGAAGCGAGGCGGCGGAGGUCAUGGCCAUCAACGCACUCUCCCCAUUCAUCAUUAACAGCAAACUAAAGAAGUGUCUGUUGAACCGCGAGGGUGACGCGGUACCCAACGAGGGGCGUUUCAUCAUCAACGUGUCGGCGAUGGAAGGGCAAUUCUACCGGUUCAAGCAGGUGACGCACCCACACACAAACAUGGCAAAGGCCGCCCUCAACAUGAUGACGCGUACGAGUGGAGAGGACUACGCGCAGGAGGGAAUUUACAUGAACUCUGUCGACACCGGGUGGAUCACCGAUGAGUCGCCCAAGGCGAAGAAGGAGCGGCGGGCGGAGCAGUCGCUGCUCUGCCCACUCGAUGAAGUUGACGCCGCCGCGCGCUGCUUGGAUCUCAUAUACACAAACAGCAGGGAGUACGGCAAGUUCUUUAAAGAUUUCAAGGAGAUCCCGUGGUGA